AAUCAGUCCAUAUCUUCCUUCAAUUCGGAAAAUCCACACAACACAGAUUCUCAUAUUGUAUAGCUCUCAGUGCUUCAGUACUCUUAACGCACGCUUCACGCUUACGACAACCCCCCACCAACGACGAGAACGAUGUCCCAAUCGCAGGACAAGGCGACUGCGCCCAUCAACGUCAAGCUCCUCCUCAUCGGAAACUCCUCUGUAGGGAAGAGCAGCCUUCUUCUCCGGUUCUCCGACGAGCAGUGGUUGCCGGAGGACGAGUCCAGUGCGACGAUAGGUGUCGACUUCCGGGUACACAAGAUGGACGUGAAGGGCAAGAAGGUCAAACUGAGCAUAUGGGACACGGCGGGCCAGGAACGUUUCCGGACAAUCACCUCGUCAUACUACCGCGGUGCACAGGGCAUCAUCCUCGUCUACGACGUUGCGAACCGCGAGUCAUUCGACGCGCUCCCGAAGUGGUUCUCCGAGCUCGAGACGUACGUAUCCAGUUCGGUCGUCAAGAUCAUCGUCGGGAACAAGGUCGACAAGGAGUACUCACGCCAAGUCUCCGCCUCAGAAGGCCAAGCCUUCGCGGCGCGCAUGGACGCCCUCUUCGUCGAGGCGUCCGCCAAGACCGCCGUCGGCGUCCAGGAGGCCUUCCGCGACGUUGUCGAACGCAUUAUGGACACCCCCGAGCUCUGGCAGACCGGCGCCGCGCGCAAGGGCGGCUCCGGCAAGCCCGGGGGCGCGAGCGGGGGCAGGGGAGAGGACAUGCCGGGCAGCAUCGACCUGAGGCAGGAGCCGGACGAGGCGGAGGGCGGGGGCUGUUCGUGCUGAGCCUAGGCUCGCGGUUGCGGCAGGGUGCGGGGGUACGGAAUGCGUGCGCGGGUGCCGUGGCGCGUUAGGUCGGGCUUGCCCGGAGUGCUGAAUGCUGGGUACUGGGUGCUCGGGAGUGUAGCCUGUACCUGGAGCGCGGCCCCUUGGAGUCUAUUCACUGAUGAUUGAUGACAGAUGGCUGGAUUUUCCUAUACUUUGCUCCCGGCGUAUUUUGGACUUUGUACACAUACAUAAUUGCAGCUCGACGGAAUACUUUGGUUGCGAUACCCAAGGUCAUUACCAUCAUGAUGAUUAC
Dichomitus squalens LYAD-421 SS1 is the source of this 1111-nucleotide messenger RNA. Its product is annotated as ras-domain-containing protein. Lineage: Eukaryota; Fungi; Basidiomycota; Agaricomycetes; Polyporales; Polyporaceae. Gene Ontology annotation, molecular function: GTPase activity; GTP binding. Gene Ontology annotation, biological process: protein secretion; regulation of exocytosis. The transcript has 4 exons. The record is from RefSeq and is a predicted model, not a curated record. Bases 133 to 816 code for a protein of 227 amino acids.